This is a messenger RNA of Spodoptera litura, 5856 nucleotides long. RefSeq lists its product as uncharacterized. NCBI's taxonomy places the organism in Eukaryota, Metazoa, Arthropoda, Insecta, Lepidoptera, Noctuidae. Gene Ontology annotation, molecular function: nucleic acid binding. The record is from RefSeq and is a predicted model, not a curated record. Gene Ontology annotation, biological process: DNA integration.
AUGCCAACAACGCGAUCAAAGGGUAAAGCCCCGGAAGCAUGGAUCGUGGACGUAGCUGCGGUCCGACAUGAAGAGCCGCCCCGUUCACCAUCGAUAGCCACACGAAGCACCUACCUACCGCGGCCGCCGACACCACCGCGCCCCGCGUCGCGACACUCAUCUCCGCUGCGACACUCGCCCCCGCCGCGACACGCGUCUCCGCUGCGACACUCGCCCCCGCCGCGACACGCGUCUCCGCCGCGACUCGCGUCCCCGCCGCGUCGCGCGUCUCCGCCGCGACACUCCACGACAUCGCGACCCGCGAAUUCUCCGCGCCGUGUAAACCUGCCGCGCAGCGCGACCUCGCCGCGCCCCGCGACUCUGACACGCCCCGCGAAUUCACCGCAUCGCACGACUCCACCGCGUGCAACAGGGAGACCAGCUUCCAUAUCUACACCUACCGCCUAUAGAGAUAUGAGGAGAGAGUCGACACCGAACAGAGACUAUGGACUACCACGGAUCGAAAAUAGAACAAGAACAAUAAGGCCAGCCGCGUUCUCAACACGCACGCUUGCGCACAGUGUAGAAGAACAACCGAUUCACAAAAGCAGACCUGCGUCAGUAAAGAACAAUAGAAAAGCCAUAAAAGCACGCGAAGAUGUAUUGCGACUCAAACUACAGUUAGCCGAAUUAGAGCUACAAAAGGCCGAAGAUUACAUAGACUCCGACUACGAGGACGACGCUCGAUCGAAAGCAGACUAUGUGCGCUCAUGGGUGGAGGACGCACCUAGACCGGUGCCGCGAAAUACGGACACCAACAAGCAACCGGAGGACAGGCCGACCGAGGACAAUCAUGACAAGGAGACACGAUACGGAGACAGAAGCCCUUCCAUCAAGAUCGAGCGAGACGACGACCCACUAAGAUCGUUCGUCUCACAACUUACGAAGGCAAUCACAACACUCGCCGAUAGAAAAUCAGAUACACCGAGCAGCCAGCCUCACCCAGCGGUAUCUAAGGUGAUCAUGGCGCUACCCACAUUCAGCGGCGCGCACACAGAGUGGUUGUCCUUCAAGGCUAUGUACGACACUACGAAAACGUACUUCAACAAUGUGGAAAAUACAGCUAGGCUGAGAAGAAGCCUAAAGGGACGUGCACUUGAAGCAGUGAAUUCCGAACUCAUCGGGGAAUCUAAUCCGGCCGAGAUAAUGAAGGAACUGGAAUUACAGUUCGGCCGACCUGACUCCAUUGCGCAAGCGGAAAUCGAUAAAAUAAAGAGUCUUCCACGCUGCACCGAGGCCCCAAGAGACAUUUGCACAUUCGCUAACAAAGUGAGGAGUGCCGUCAUCACGUUGAGCGCCCUCAGGAAGGAUCACUACUUGAUCAACGCGGAGGUACUGAGAGGACUCACUGAGAAGCUGCCAAACUCCCUGCGCUCCCAGUGGUAUCGUGCAUACACAGAACAGUUUCAAUCGACGCCGGACCUAAAGUGUUUCAGUGAAUUCAUCAGUGAACAAGCGCGUUAUUGUAGUGCGUUCGCGCCCGCUGAAAAUGUGAACGCGAGUGAUAGUGCGCGCAGAACCGUUCAGAGGACGCUAAUCGUGAGUAAAGACAGUGACAACACGACCAAAGUGCGUAACUGUAAAAUAUGUACGCGCGACGGACACUUUACCUCUCAGUGCGACACAUUUAUACAGGCUGACUCCAACAAGCGCUGGGAGCUAGCUAAGAGACAUGCAUUGUGUUUUCGGUGCUUAAAAGUGAGGUCACGCGGCCAUUCGUGUAAAUCCAAACAGUGCGGUGUGGACGGAUGCUCACGUACACAUCACCAAAGCUUACAUUUCAAACAGAAAGGUGACUCAACUAGUGUCAAGGACCCAACGGAAACAGUGGCUAGUUCAAGUGCUCGUACGAAGGCACAAGCCUUCCUGAAGAUAGUGCCAGUGUGUGUCUCAGGACCGGCGGGAGAGGUACGUACAUACGCCCUUCUCGACGAUGGAUCCACCGUCUCACUAGUGGACGAGGAGCUAGUAACGCAAGUAGGUGCACCAGGGAAACCUGACCCUCUCAAUAUUAAAGCUAUAGGAGACACAUCGAUAGAUCUACCACAGUCAUACAGAAUAAAAAUGAAACUUCGAGGUCAAAGUCCAGAGACAAGGACGUUCGACAUUAGCGCACGAACGGUGCCUAAUUUGAAAUUAACGCCACAACGAGUAUCACCCAGGGAUUUCAGAGAUUGCAAACACCUGAAGGAUCUAUCCGCGAGCCUUUCGUACAAAACAGCGGUCCCGAGAGUGUUAAUAGGGCAGGACAACUGGCACCUCCUUAUCGCCAGCGAGACCAGACGAGGGCCGAGUUACCAACCAGUGGCAUCGCUCACUCCACUGGGAUGGGUUCUGCACGGAGCACGCUCGCGAGCUCUAGGACAACGUGUACAUUUCAUGUACCAACUAUGCAAUAACGAUGAUAGUAUCGACCGUCGCCUGAAAGAAUAUUUCGCCCUAGAAUCGAUAAUAGUGAACCCUCGCCGACCGAAAAGUGACCCUGAAAAGCAGGCAGAAGAGAUUCUGCACAACAGCGUGUGCAGACUUGAGGACGGACGUGUACAGACCGGACUGUUAUGGAAAAAUAACACUGUUAGCAUGCCAGACAGCUAUGAAAACGCUGUAAAACGUCUCCUAGCCGUCGAAAGAAAAAUCGACAAACACCCAGGGCUGAAAGCCAACUACAACCAGCAAUUAGAGGACCUCGUACGCAAAGGUUACGCGGAAGAGGCGCCUGUGGAAAAAACGCCGGGUAAAACGUGGUACUUGCCCCAUUUCGAUGUACACAACCCCGCGAAGCCGAACAAGUUAAGAAUCGUUCACGACGCUGCCGCAAAAUCCAAAGGCAUGUCGUUGAACGACUACCUGCUCACCGGACCGGACCUACUACAGUCGCUGCCAGGCGUUAUGAUGCGAUUCAGACGCCACCCGAUAGCCGUAACAGCAGACAUCGCCGAGAUGUUCAUGCAGGUGCGUGUACAGCCGUGUGACAGAGAUGCACUUAGAUACCUAUGGCGAGGAGAUGUCAGAGAAGGAGCACCUAGAGAGUAUCGCAUGUGCUCAAUCAUCUUCGGCGCAGCGAGCUCCCCGUGUACGGCAAUAUUUGCGAAGAACUGGAACGCAGAACAAUACACAAAAGAAUACCCGCGUGCUGUCAAAGCGAUCGUUAAAAACCACUACAUGGACGAUUAUUUAGAUAGCUUUGAGACAGAAGAGGAAGCGGUGUCAGUGGCCACACAAGUGAAAGAAAUCCACCAGAAAGCAUGUUUUGUACUGCGGAAAUGGAUGUCUACCCACACGAACAUAGCGAGGGCACUCGAACCAGAAGCGGUACUCAGUACUAAUGAUACCACUGUCAAACUAAUAAAUAGCGAGGAGAAGAUACUCGGUUUAAUGUGGGACCCCCAACGAGAUACAUUCGCCUUCAACAUGAAGCUCUUGAAACUGCCUAGCAAUAUAUUACAUAAACAACAACACACCAAGAGAGAAGCGCUGAAAAUUGUGAUGUCCCUAUAUGACCCUCUGGGAUUAGCCUCUCCCGUCACCAUUAAGGCUAAACAGAUCCUCCAAGAGGCCUGGAGGCAGGGUACGGGAUGGGACGAGACCCUACCUGAAAGUCUAGCAAAGCAGUGGACAGCGUGGCUCCAACAGUUACAUCGUUUAAAUAACAUUAAAAUACCGAGGUGUUAUGCAGGCUACAGCGCAGCGGCCAAUGUCCAAUUACACGUAUUCACAGACGCCAGCGAGUUGGCGUACGCCGCAGUAGCCUACUGGCGGACAGAAUCAGAGGAAGGACACGUGAAUGUCUCUUUGGUAAUGGCGAAAGCGAGAGUGGCACCGCUGAAAAUAACUUCGAUCCCGAGGCUAGAACUCCAAGCCGCGGUGCUGGGUACACGAAUAGCCGCCGCAGUCAAAGAAGAACACGAGAUAGAUCCGCCGACAAUAUACUGGACGGACAGCAAAACAGUCUUGACAUGGAUAAAGCGUGGAUCCAGGUCAUACAAACCAUUCGUCGCGCACAGACUAGCCGAAAUUGAGGAGAGCAGCAAGGUAAACAAUUGGAGAUGGGUACCAUCGAAAAUCAACAUCGCGGAUGCGGCCACCCGCGACGUACCAUCAAACUUUGAGUCGGCUCACGCAUGGUAUACAGGGCCCAUAUUUCUACGCCUAAGUGAAAAACAGUGGCCAUCACAGGGAGACGUAGGUGAUACACAGACGGGCGAAGAGCGCGUAAAUAUAGUUAGGCUGGAACAGCAACUAAAGGUCAGCGAGGCUAUUCCAGACGCCACCAGAUUUUCUAAAUGGGAGCGAUUAGUGAGAACAACAGCAAGAGUGUUACAAUUUAUACAGUUGUGCAAGAAGCACAAGGAGCACGUGCUGUACAAAAGAACUAGAAAAAACCUACAGAGCGACCCAGAUUGGCGUCGAAACAACAACAAAAUAAAACAUAGGGCAGGCACUACGCCCCAAACAAAGAAGAAGCGAGACGAAACGACAAAGCACAAACAAAUUUCGGCGGAAUUGCUCAGGUCAGCAGAAAGACUGCUCGUAAAAGCAACACAGGAGCAGACCUUUCACAGAGAGAUUGCAGCGCUCACAGGGAAUAUAGAAAUCAAUUUCGACAGCAAGCUUCGACAGAUACCAAUAGAACUUACAGACGGCAUCAUCACGAUAAAAAGUCGCAUAUCGGCCGCCGAAGGCGUCGGCGAAUACGUCAAGAGGCCGCCAGUUAUAGAUGGCGACAACAAAAUAACACAACUUUAUAUAGAAUGGACGCACAGGAGACUGCACCACAGCGGCACAGAAACAACAAUAAAUGAGAUACGACAACACUACUGGGUGCUACGUCUGAGGCCAGUAACAAAGAAAAUCAUAUUCCAAUGCUUAAUGUGUCGCAUUCGCAGAGCUGCGCCACCACAGCCAGCCACCGGGAAUCAUCCGAAAUCCCGACUCGCUCACCAUCAAAGGCCAUUCACUUAUACCGGGCUCGACUACUUCGGACCGCUCUCAGUGACAGUGGGGCGACAACACCAUAAAAGGUAUGUGGCGCUCUUCACCUGUCUUACGUCUAGAGCCGUACACUUAGAGGUCGCCGCAUCGCUGAGUGCGGACUCGUGCAUUAUGGCACUGAGACGAUUCGCAGCACGACGAGGGUGUCCCGCUGAAAUAUACUCGGACAACGGCACCAACAUGCACGGCGCCGACAAAGAAAUGCGAGAAGCUGUCGCUGACGAAGCAAACAGCAAAGGAAUAGUGUGGAGGUUCAUAACACCCUCUGCGCCAUUCAUGGGGGGUGCAUGGGAACGCCUAGUUCGGUGCGUGAAAACCGCACUAUACACCGUGCUAAAUGAAAGGCACCCAUCGGAAGAGGUGCUAACCACUCUUCUAUGUGAGGUGGAAUACACCGUAAACAGCCGACCUCUCACACACGUGUCGGUGGACUUAGAAGAAGAAGAAUCGAUCACUCCCAACCAUAUACUCCUCGGAGGGUCCGCUAGACUCCCUCCGAUUGGCUAUUUCACCGACGCCGACAGCAACAGCAGCAAAUAUUGGCGGCGCGCUCAAACGCUCGCCGACAUGUUCUGGCGACGCUGGGUACGGGAAUACCUACCCGAACUACAACACCGGCGGGAGCCACAUGGAACCGGGCUCAAAUACGAAGUCGGCGACCCCGUACUUAUCGCCGACGGACAGCUGCCUAGAAACUCCUGGCCACGCGGCAGAAUCACUGCCACGUACCCGGGGCCUGACGGACAGGUGCGGACAGUGGAGGUGCGCACAGCGGCGGGCAUCCUCAAGCGACCGGUAAAGAAACUGGUCCCUCUGCCCAAAUAA